Molecule: messenger RNA, 1081 nt
Organism: Dromaius novaehollandiae (emu)
Lineage: Eukaryota; Metazoa; Chordata; Aves; Casuariiformes; Dromaiidae
Product: protein EOLA1-like
Exons: 2
Coding region: 362-829 (155 amino acids)
Source: RefSeq, a predicted model, not a curated record
ACCGCCCCGCGCCGCCCACGAGCAGCGAGGCCGCCUCCCCACCCGCCCGCCGGUAGGAGGCCUGGGCCGCCCCGUGCCCGCUGCGGCGGCGGAGCGCGGCCUGCGCCGCGCGGGGAGCGCCCGGGGGCGGGGGGUGGCCGCGGCGUUGUGGUGGCGCGGGCCGCGGGCCGCCGCGUGGCGGAGGUCGCCUUUGCGAGAGAAGGGGGAUCGGAGGGGAGAUGGGCGCCGCGCGGGCCGCCGCAGCCGGGCGCUCACUCGGACGCGCGUAGGAGCUCGGCGGGGUCGCAGGCGCGCUUUAAAGGCUGGCACCGGCGUAUUCUCUGUUUACGUGACCUAGACAGGUCCUGACGUAAGGAAAAGGAUGAAAUUUGGCUGCCUUUCCUUCCGGCAGCCCUACGCGGGGUUAGUUUUGAACAGGGUCAAAACCGUGGAGACUCGCUGGCGCCCCUUGCUCGCGGCCUACGAGGGCCGCACCGUCGCCGUCCACAUCGCCCUGCAGGACUGGGAGGGCGAGGACUGGCGAGCCGUGCUCCACAGGCUAGGCAUGACCCCGGAACAGCUCCAGGAUUUGCUGGAUGAAGGGGAAAAAUUUGGCAGAGGAGUUGUUGCAGGAUUAAUUGACAUUGGAGAAACAUCCAUGUAUCCUGAAAACUUACCUCCUGAAAAGGUUUUGGAGCUGGAAAACAAAGCUGUCCUCAGUAAUCUAGAACAGAAAUACUUGACUGUUCUUUCAAAUGCACGCUGGCUGCUGGAACCAGUUCCUGCCAGAGGAAGCAGAGGUGUAUGGCAGAUAGAGAUCCCUGAAGAACUGAUCCCUCCAGAAUCGUAGGAGUUGCCUCAUGCUAUAUUUUUCCUUUCUAAAUAAAACUUGUGAUUCACCACUCAAAAUCUUGAAUGCAAGUGAAUUAUUUAGGAUUGCCCUCCAAAGGUAAUUGUCUGAAAUAGUAAAUGUAUUUAUAAAACUGCUGUUUUGAGACAAAAUAAUGAAGAUCUCAUUCUUAUGACCAUUACUGGAAAGUAGUUAUGAUUUAGUAAUUUUUCAUGUAUAGACAACUGUAAAUAAAUGUGACUUUAAUACGUG